AUGAAGACCCCAAAUGUCAUCCUCAGCGCUCUCUUCGCGUUCUCCUUUAUCGCUGCUCUUCCUCUCCCAGCAGAUACCUCCUCGCUCGCCUAUCUGGCCAAAAAGGACAUCACAAGCCUUCCACAGGCCAUAAAACGCCAGAACGAUGACAUCUCAUCUGAUGAAGAUAGCAGUGGAGACGGCUCGGGUGGUAGCAGCGAUGAAUCCGGCUCCGAUCUCAAUUUCCUUAUGAAAACCAGACGCCAAUUCUCCGAUGAAAGUGGCAGUGGAGGCGAGAAUGAUAGCAGCGAUGAACCCGGCUUUGGUGAUGAGAGAUUCCGUUUCCUUAUGAAAACCAGAUGCCAAUCUGGCGACAGUAGCGGUGAUGACUCCUGGAAGAGGGAUGGCGGAGAGAAGCAUAGGCUUUAG
This is a messenger RNA of Morchella importuna, 408 nucleotides long. RefSeq lists its product as uncharacterized. The transcript has a single exon. Lineage: Eukaryota; Fungi; Ascomycota; Pezizomycetes; Pezizales; Morchellaceae. Bases 1 to 408 code for a protein of 135 amino acids. The record is from RefSeq and is a predicted model, not a curated record.